AUGAAUUUAAAUAAAUUUCACACAAGACAUUAAUCGCAACCAACUUUAUGGAGUCUGCAUCAGCCAUAGCAUAAACCUAACACCAGAGCCAAAAUAAAUCAUAAGAGAAUAGUAUUGCCUGUUAUCUCUCAAAAUCCCGCAGUGGGUUACUAUUCUCCCAAUUUACAAAGCAUUUACUCGAAUCCCAAAAUUGCUCGAAUGCGCAGUGUUACUAAAAUACCUACAACAAAUGAAUAUUCGCUUGAGAAGAUAAAACCCUAAUAAAGCAACAAGAAGUCUUCUUAGAAGCUCACUAUUUUGGAAAUGAUGCUCAAAGAAGUGGACGAGGAAGUCGAUCAGGAUUUGAGGGAGAAUCCUAAAUGUGCCAAAACUCCUUUGUAAUUAUAACCAUUGAAUGAUAAUUUCAUAAAUUAACUCAAAUAUUUGAAGUUGAAUUUGCAACGACUCCUGAGGAAGAAAAUAUGA
Paramecium tetraurelia is the source of this 465-nucleotide messenger RNA. RefSeq lists its product as uncharacterized. NCBI's taxonomy places the organism in Eukaryota, Ciliophora, Oligohymenophorea, Peniculida, Parameciidae. The transcript has 2 exons. The record is from RefSeq and is a predicted model, not a curated record.